UUCAGUUAGCUUCGGUCGGUGACGGUUCUUUUAAAAAGUAGUUAUACCCUAAUCGGGAUUCGAAAACGGUGACUCCUUAAAAUGGGAACUCUUCCAUCUGUAUAUACAUUUUUUUCCAAACCAUCAAAGUAGACAAAGGAUUUUAUGUUGUUAUUUUAAAUCGACUUUAAAGGAUAAAUUUAAAGAGUGUUUUACUCAGUAUAUUCUUAAUCCUCCAAUCAAUGUUUUGAAAACACAUAAAGAUAAAAACUCGUCCUUAAUUUUUCAAAACUAUACAAAGUGAAAGAAGAAAAAUCCACCCAAUAUAUUGUAAUAUUAAAUCGAGCUUUUCUCAACAACAAAAAAAACACAAAAGAAAUCCUCUUAAUAUCCUGUAACUUUAAGUGUAUGUAACAUGUCUAGUCGGAAGCGAGUCCUUAUACCCAUUUAAAGAAAUUAAUUAUAUAUUUGUCUGCUGCGAAUGUAUUAAAGGAAGGAUUUAAAAAAAAAUCACAUAAUUACUGAUGUUGAUAAAAAUAAUAUCAUUAUAUCCAAACGAGUGCUUCUAAUUACAUGUGUACGAGGGCUAAAGGAUUCGUCUCAAGUUUUAACACAUUGUCCUUGCUAAUAAUGAUAAUAAUGUUCUAAUAUGUGUGUGGGAAGAAAAAAGUGAAAUUUUAUUAUGUGAAUGAGCGUAAUCUGUUGCAUAUUGUGUAUCUGAUCUGUUUCUGCAAAAUAAAACAAAAAAAGGAUAGAAUAUCCUGUGCACUUCCUCCCGCAAAGUUCAUCUAACGGAAAUUCAAUUAAAAAUACGAAAAAAAAACCUUUUUAAGUGAAAUAUUUAAUAAAUUGGUUUAAUUGACGUGCAACACUUUAUUGGUGUUAUUAUUUUUUUGUUGUUCGUUUUGAUUCUGUGUAAAAAAAGUAUAAGUUUAUCAUUUAGACGGUAAUAAAAAAAAAACGGAAAUAGCCAAUUACAAGGAACAUGAGCAGAAAUUAAAAGCAAACACAUCCUUUGCUUUUUUCUUUAUUGUUGUUGUGUUGUUUUUUGAAUUGGAAUAAUAAUGUGCCAUUUUGCUUGCGUGUUUUGAGCUCAUUUAUAAAUAAUGUGUUUGUUGCUGGAGAUAUAUGCACUACAUGUAUUGAAAAUGAUGUAUACAUAGAUUCAGAAUAAUAAUUUUCAAUCCCCAAAUGCUGCUACCGAACGCAAUUAAUUUAUUGAUAUCCACCUCGACGCCUCGCCGCCACCACCGAUUUCAAACUACUCUAAUCAGGACAACAACGAUGAUCGCAUAAAUGUUGCAUUAACCUGAGUAAUCUAAAAUGUUGUUCCAUUCGACAAGGAUAAAUAGCUUCGGUCAUUUGUCUUAGCAACCCAAUGGCUAGCUACUUAUAAAUGGGAAGAAAGCUAAAAUUAAUCCAAUAACAAGAAAAAUAAAACACUUCGGAAGAAGCACGAAACUAUAUAUCUUUUUCUAUCGCGUUCAUAUCGUGUCGGUGAACAAAAUAAAGGACCUAGAUCCUAGACGCGAAAACUCGAAGACGAAUUCGUAUAGAAAAUUGCUGCUUCCACUUUUUUUGUGGAAUCCUUUAAUAAAUCAAAGAUAAAAAACAAAGCCCAAUAUUUAUUCAGUAUUUUUUUAUCAUCAUAGUGCGUAGGUGAAUGUCAUAACGGACAUUAAGGACGACACCAACACAACACCAGGAUCAACAACUUUGACGAUUAUAAGCAACUUAAUUUUCAUUGGAACUCCUUUGGGAAAACUUUGUUGCCUCUGCUAACAUCCGCUCACACAUUUAAUAGAAAAAAGAACAAAAUAUCAUCCCUACGGAGAAGAAAAAUAAAAAAAGCUUGUAGGUACCCAAGCCCACCCAAGGACGAAGAAGUGAUUUUUCAAGCGAUUACUCUCGGUCGGUCGACGGACGCGCGGCGCGAUAAUGAGUUUUUUCAGUUCUCUUCAGCAGUACGUAACAAGUGGGGUUGCUGGAUUGGGUCUGGGGAAUCGGCGGUUUUCUCUAUCACGACAGGACUCAAGUGAGGAUAAAAGUGGCACCGGAUCUGGAGCAUCUUCGGGCAGUGGCGGAAAUGCUGGUGGUGGAGGACCUGGUUCUGGUGCGAACUCAGCGAAUGCUCCUGCUGCACCUCAUGUACAUGGAUUUCCAAAAGUAGUUCCACCACCUGGUACAACACCUGCACAAAAUUUAAGUUCAAGAAGACAAUCAAGAGCAUUAGAAUGCUUAGCACCACCACGAACCGGAUCAUUUCGACAACGUAGCUCACCAGUACAUCAGCCAGCACCACAAGACCGACCGCCAUUAGCAUUUUGUAAAAGGAGAUUAUCAUGGCCAGAAGUUGAUCCUAGAUCAACAUCGGGUGUUCAAGAAACAGAUGGUUCAUACUUCGAGAGUUUUACAUCGUUGGCAUGGAAGCGUGAAAAUCGACGUAUGUCAGCGGUACGUGCUGCUGAAACACGUGCCGAAACACUACCAGAAAACGAACGUGAACAGCCAGUCGAUGAGAUACUCGACCGUUUCGAAGAAAAAGAGAAGCUUUACGUAGAAGUCUUGCACACAAUUGCGAAUACAGUUGGAGCACCAGCACCUGGAGGACAGUUCGCCCACUAUAAGGAGGAAAUGUAUUUACAUGCACAGAGAGCGUUUGGUGUAAAUCCGGAUCGACAUUAUCGUUUGCUGCAUGCUGCUGCAGAGGAUAAGCCAAAAAUAAUCGUUCUAUCGGUUGUUGUGCAGGAAGCGGAAGGACUCGAAGCAAAGGAUGCUAACGGCUUUAGUGAUCCAUAUUGUAUGCUGGGAAUUCAACCAGAUGGAGGACCACCAGUAUCACCACAACCCUUACCACCUACACCAAGGACCCUUUCGUCGGACAUUAAUCUUGGCACUGGAAUGGGCGGUUUCGACAACAAUACAGAUUCUCCAACACACCGCAAACACAGUUUUCGCCUGAGUUUUAAACGAAAGGAGGCUACAGCCAGGAGAGAACAAAGGGACUCAUUAGGUGGACCGGUACCUGCAAAAUUUAUAAGGGCCACAUCAAUCAAGCCGCAUACGUUGUGCCCCAAAUGGAACGAGAAAUUUAAAUUUGACAUCGAUGACAUUAACACGGACACAUUCCAUCUAGACAUAUGGGACCACGAUGACGAAAGUUGUGUCAUGGAUGCGGUGUCCCGCCUCAACGAGGUUCGGGGUGUGCGUGGCCUGGGGCGGUUCUUUAAACAGGUGUGUCAGUCAGCGCGUCAAGGUUCACAGGAUGAUUUCCUGGGGGCUGUAAACAUUCCUAUAGCCGACAUUCCAUCGACCGGACUCGAUGGCUGGUUUAAAUUGGAAGCACGUAGUCAACGGAGUACAGUCCAGGGGCGAAUACGCUUGAAACUGUGGCUAUCGACGCGCGAGGAUCAUGGCACCUCCGAGGAGGACAACGAAAUCGAAAUUAGCAAAAUUGAAAAGCUACAAAUGGUCUUCAUGGCACACGAAGUGUCCACACACGAGCCCACUUGGACGUGGAGUGGUGAAUUACCCGGCCCCGCUCUGACCAUCCUACAUCAGAUGGCAGUGCAGGCGGAUCUGGUGGAGCUGCAUUGUGCUCUGGCGAGGUUUGUGGCAGCCGUUAAACUCAACCGCACCACACCCAUCGAUCCGAAGUUCAUCCAUCGGCUGCUGAUAGAUGUGGACAAGUUGUGGAACCAACCCAAUCAAGAGGCACUUACACGGGAGCUGGAGCAGUGGUUGGCCGAAGCAAUGACAAGCAUGGUAGAGCGGUCACUCAACCAAAUCCGGCGACACCGAGACAUCUUCCCGUCGCUGCAUCCACCCUCGUUGAUUCGAUUGGAAUUCCUGUUGCGAUGCCUGGGUCUGUUGGGCUCAAUGAAGGCAUUCCGGCAGGUUUGCCCGUUCAAUAAGGGUGUGCGAGGCGAGAUUGUGGGCUCGUUGCGGAAGGGCUCCAUUCAAUGGGGACAAAUGGUUUUGCGAGACUCACAGCGCUCACCAAAUCCUCUAGUCAAUUUCACAACCACCCUCAUAGCUGACAUCCAACUGGGACUUACCUACUAUCAUGCCCUCUUCGAUACCACCAAUGGAAUCCAAUACUUUAGCAUUAUCUACAAGCAGUUCGAUGCCAUGCUAGCUGAAGAAGUCCUAAGCCGCAUGGAAACUGGACAAGUUCCGGGUGUACCUAGUCUCAACCAAUACACCGUCUUAGAAGGCGACAAAGAACCAGUCGAUAUACGACCCUUCGAGCUAUUCCUCGCCCUACAGGAAUUUUCAGCCUUGAAGCAGCACCUGUCUGUGAUGCCACAGCCUCCCGAAAAACCUCUAGCCCUGCAACUCUUUCACGAAUGGUUCAUCCCGAUUGUCGAACGUUGGAUGAUUGUAAGCAAGACAAGGGCACUACAAAGAGUGCGAGCAGCCAUAUCGAUGGACCAAAUCUGCGAGGGCGAACGAAUAGUUCGGUACAGUACUUCGUCAAUCGAUACAGCGUCGUGUUUCUAUCAGGUCAAAGAGUUCUGGAAGAUGCUUCAGUGGCCGGACUACAAUUCGGCCCCACAUUUUGAGGCUCAACUCAUCGAUGUUGUUUGUUCGGCGGCCAUGCACUACAGUGAUCUGAUACACCAGGCCUUGGCUGAUAGCGGUUAUUACGAGCAGCAGGGACCUUUUCGUUGCUCAGACGAUAUGUGCGUGACGGUCAACAAUUUGGAGUACGUUCGUCGAUCACUCUCCGAAUUCCGACCCGAUGGGCAACUUCUGCACGACAACGCCGAGGCCCUCUUAGAAUCUAGUCUAGCCCAAUUGGAGACCCGUGCUGAGAGGGUUCUCUCGAAAUUAGCUCCUCUUAUGCAAGUUCCCCUUCAAAAAGCUGUGUUUCAUUUAGCCUGGUCCCCGGACUCUCUACCCGCCAAUCAAGCUAUCGUUCCCCUUCUCGAAUAUCUCGAUGUCCACCUUUCUGCCUUAAAUAGCGCUUUGCUAACCAAAAACUUCAAUCGAUCCUUGAAUCUCAUCUGGAGCACCGUUUUAAGUGAGCUCUCCCGUCAAAUGGAUACUGGAGCCGAAGGCGAUAAGCCAUCAAACUUUCACAACAGACUGUACGAAGCCCUGCAACUGCUUGUCGAAUUCUUUCAUGCUGAGGGAUUGGGACUCUCGAUGGAGAAUUUGCAUUCGGGCGAAUUCUGGAGGGUGGAACAACGUCUGCAAUACCAUAAGACCGAAACGGAAAAACUAAUCGAUAUGUUCUACAUGCAAAGAUUGCAGGAGCAGCUGAUGACCAUGCCACCGGGGCCAUAUGGAAUGUUAUCGGUUCGGGCGUAUUUCAAUCAUGAUUCGCUGUGUGUGGAAGUGCUGCACGCGAGGGAUAUCAUUCCGUUGGAUCCAAAUGGUUUCAGUGAUCCUUUUGUCAUAAUCGAAUUGCUUCCAAGGAGGGUGUUUGCUCAUUGCACGGAACAGCAGACAAAUGUUCAUAAGAAAACCCUGAAUCCAGUUUUUGAUGAGUGUUUUGAGUUUUCGGUAACGCUGGAACAGUGUCGGACGGAAGGUGCUAUGAUUGCAUUUACUGCUAUGGACCAUGAUGUUCUCACGGCUAAUGAUUUUGCUGGUGAGGCAUUUUUAGCAUUGGGAACAAUACCCGGGGUAGCUGAAUAUACAACGAGCGUUGAGAAUUUCCAUGGACUGAAACAGAUGGAUAUAGCAUUGAUGCAACAACAUGAUAAAAAUCACCCUAUACUACAAAUUUUGGAAUCAAGAGCCUUGGACAAACAAGCGAUAGAUUUUGUGCGAAAACAAAAAGCACGACUUUCAGCAUAAUCAAAAAAUUACAGUGAAAAUUAAAAUAUUAAAAACUAAAGCUGCGUAAACUUAUUGUUUCUAUGCUGUUUAUUGGAAUGAUGAUGUACCUAUUGUUUAACAGCUUCUAUUCUUUUCCUCUACAAUUUUGUAAGUGUGCGGUGAGUCAAAACAAACAAAAAAAAAAAUCAAAUAUUUAUUUUAUAACUUAAUUUUACAAUCAGGCUAAAUAAAAAACAAAUAUUAACAUUAACUGUGAGAAAAACUUAAAACAAAAACAUUAUUAAUCUCUCUAUCGAAUUUCAGACUUAUAAUUUUAAAUAUUAAUUUCCAAUUUUUCUAUAACUAUUUAAAAAAUAAAAAAACAACCUAAACUUAAAGAAUUAAAGACUAUCAAAAUUGUAUAUUUAUAUUGUGUAACUUAAAUUAAAAGAAAAACAAAAAAAAAACUAUUAUAUGGCUAAAUUAAAAUCUAAUUUAUUAAGAUUAUUAUAAAAUGUAUAAAUAUUAUCAUAAAAUAAAUAGAUAUUUUUACUAUUAAUAAAUAAAUAUUAUAUUAUAUUAAAUGUACAUUUAUUAAUGUAUUUUUGUGAAUAAAUCGCCGUCAAUUUUUCUCACUAGCGCACAUCUUUUCAUUGGAAAAUAAUAUAAAAAUAUAACAAAAUUAUACACGAAUAAAAAUAAUUAAUUAAAAACAAAAUAAAACAAACAACUAUUUUUGUAAAAGCAUGAAAAAUCUAUCUUCUCCAUCAAUCAUUGCUUUUUAUACUUUCUUACUACAUAAUAUAUAAAAUAAUAAUAAAUAUAAAACUAUUGAAUGUAAAAACAAAAAGAAAAAAAACAGAUAUCAAAAUAAUCAAAAUAUGUCAUAAUUGUCUUCAUUUUUAAAACAAAGACUAUUUUUUAAAGUUGAUAAAGUCUAACACACACUUUUGGAAAAGUAACUUCAAAGACAACUGCUUCCAUUUGUACUCUAUACUUAGGUCAAAUUAGCGAGUAAUUGAUAGCGAGUACUGUAUAGCGAGUAACUGAUAGCGAAUAACUAACUCUAACGAGCUUUUUCAAUUAAAGCUGAUUCCACUCGAUAUUUCUUUCGAAGUCAGUUCAGCUAGUGUCAGUCAGUUCAAAUAGAGGAGCGAGUGGAACUGAGUAGCUAAAAGAGAAGUGAGUUAUUUGACAGGCGGUAAAUGUAUCUGUAACCCAAUCAUUAUGGACUAUUCGCUAGUGUGGCCUCUAUACAACGUUCUUUGGUGCUUUAUAAAAUAUACAUAAGAAUGAAUCUUCGUAAAAGAAUCAUCUGGCAGCAGCAUUUUUAUUUCAUAGUCUCAUGAUUGUAACCACAACUGAACUAAGGAAAUUUUAAAAAUAUUAUUUUGACAAUUUGUAACUUAUAAAAAAUAUUUGUAAGUUAUGCUGAAAUACCAAAUAACUUUUAAAACAGUUUGGAUCAUUCAAAAAGUGAAAGCAAACAGUCCGAAAAUAUUUAUUCAUAAAAUAAUUCGGAGGUUCCUUGAGCCGUUUUUCCUCAGCUAGAGGAUUACCUGGUAUUAAGUUGAAACAGCAUAUAUGUUCCCGUAACUCGUUGUAAUCAUAUUUCAUUUAAAAAACUGUUAUCUGUCAGUUUUGACAGUUAUACAAGACAGGAACAUUUUGUAAUAAAUUUAUCACAUAUGUGAUUUAAGAAAAUCAAUGUUUACAAAUUGAAACGUCAGAUGCAAACAGCUGUCAAAGUUUAAAAGAAAUCCUGUUUUAAAUUGAGAAUUGGGCUAUUUAACAUCUCUGUCUCAUUUAUUUGAUUUUACUAACAGUGAUGGUAUUGUUAGCUAUGAGAGGCGGCCUUAUUUUCAAAAUUCCUUCCAUUUUUCAACACUAUUCUAAUUUUAUCGACUUCUUUUUUUAAAAUACCAAACUGAUGAACUGUGUUGUAUACAUUUUAAAUUUUGAUUUUAAAUUAAAUUUUGCUAACAAAGAAUUAGGCAAACAAAAAUUAAUUAAAAAGUGUUUCAACAUCCUUGAACAAUCUAUGCAUAUUAAAUUAUUAUAUAAAAUACACCUUUUUAUACCUUUUAUUAUGGGCGAAUAUUUCAUCUCUAUGAUAAAUAUUUAACAUGAACAUACCAUAAAAAUGCUUAGGCUUACUAUACAAACAAAUAUUUAUUUAUUUAUAUAUUAAUAUAUAAAUUAAAUGUGUAAAAUAUACUUAACAAAAAAUAGAUAAUCAAUUAACUAAUAAAUAAUCUGUCUCUUCAUUAUCAGUUCAGAAGAAACAAAAACCAAAACAGUAAGAAAUAAAUAACCAGAACAAAGCAAAAUGAAACUUUAAUACAAUUUAAAUAGAAAUGAGAUGUUUUUUAAAUAAAUGUACCAAAAACAUAGCUAUACAGCAAAACUACUAUAAAUCAAAACAAGUACCACCACAAACAAAUAUAUUUUAUUAAAAAAAAAAACAAACCUUGUAUAAUCAAAAACAAAAACAAACCAUCCAAAAUAUACUAAAACUAAGUGUUUUGUUUUUUGGAAAAAUUGAAGUGAACAUUUUGGAUAAAAUUUAAACGAAGCUUAUUCUUCAAAACUCUGCUUGGUCAUAGAAAUAAAAAUUGGUAAGUCGUGAUGUACCUAAGUUGUGUACUAUGCAAAAACAAAUUUUCUUUCAACAUCGCAUAUGAUCUUCUACAAUAGGACCGAAAUGGCAACCUUGGGGCACACAAGAGCUUUUAUAACUGGGAUAAAAAGUGUGCUCAUAUUCUAAAACUCUGGCCAAUAGUUAUUCAUUUAUUCUUUAAAGAUGUAAGGAUCUCCAAAGUGUUCACUUUUUGACCCAAAAUAAAACACACUCAGUACAUUUUUUUAAAGCUUUAUUCACGUACAUUUUUAUUAAUUAAAAUACAAAAAAUACAAAACUAUUUAUUUUUAACCAAAACAACAACCAAUACUAGCUUAAACAUUGUUACCUACUCAAUUGAGUAAUAAAACUGAAACCCUCCUGAAAUGAAAACAUAAUCACACUAUUUAAGAAACAUAAAGAACAAAACUACAAUUUUUUUAAUAAAAAUAUAUUUUUUAAAAAACAAAAACUUUAUUUUACAUUUUUUUUAAACCAAAAACAACCUUUUUAUACGAAUAUUUAUUUUUUCGAAAAAAAAUAACUAAAAAGAAAAACAAAACCAAAAAUCAAAAUAAGGGAUUUAUGUAAAACUAAAAACUUAAAAAUAUUAUAUACAAAGAAAUACAUACUUACAUACAUAAAUAAAUAUAGACAAAAUUUAUUAGGGAAAAUUUAAUCAAGAUGUUUCUAUACAUGUACACACACUAUCUUUAAAAGAAAAGUUUAAAAAAAAGAAAAAGAAAAAACAAACAAACAACAAUAACCAAUCAUUAUUAUACUACAAAACAAAAAACUGUGUUUAAAUAAAUAUUUGCAAUAACAUUUUAAAAACAAUACAAAACUCGUGAAAUGUGUAUGCUUCAUGUUAUACAAAAAAAAAACAAUAAUAAUUGAAAUGUAAAACCUGCAAUAUUGUUUAAAUUGUGAACAGUUAAGUUUUAUUAAUA
Molecule: messenger RNA, 9318 nt
Organism: Eupeodes corollae
Lineage: Eukaryota; Metazoa; Arthropoda; Insecta; Diptera; Syrphidae
Gene: unc-13-4A
Product: BAI1-associated protein 3
Exons: 11
Coding region: 1918-5787 (1289 amino acids)
Source: RefSeq, a predicted model, not a curated record